This is a messenger RNA of Rodentolepis nana, 906 nucleotides long. The record is from the annotation of a GenBank genome assembly. NCBI's taxonomy places the organism in Eukaryota, Metazoa, Platyhelminthes, Cestoda, Cyclophyllidea, Hymenolepididae.
AUGGAUUUUCAUUUGGUAAAGCGUCCUUACGCUUGUUCCUUUCCAGGAUGUUCUUAUCGAGGCAAAACUAAAUCCCAGAUAACCCAGCACAAAGCCACCCAUGGAUUAGGUUAUGUUUACGCAUGUGAUUUCUGUGAUUAUCGAGCUACUACCUCGACUAAUUUACGUCGUCAUUCACGACUUCAUUUUGAUACGAGGCCAUAUCGUUGUCCACACUGUUCACAUACUUUCGUAGAGCUCUCUGCACUACGUCGCCAUGUGCUCGAUUCCGCUUACCACCCUGGUCUCCCUCUUUAUGUAUGCCCUUGGUGCACUAACUCUUCGUCAAAUUCCAAUAAGGUUGUCACCAAUGCUAAUCCAUCAUCCUCCCUAAUUAUCGAUUCUCCAAUCUCAAAAAAGAUCUCUUCUAAAAAGCAGACAGUUCAAGAUAUUUGCGGAUUUAACUCAUCAAGUCUUGCCUGGAAACAUGUCGUUCAAGCACACGCGGCUGAGUUGUCAGAUCCGGAAACACUUCGACGAAUGGGGAGAAAAUCUGGUGAAACCCUGAUUGAGCAUGAUGUAUCACUCAUAUUCGGUCUAUACUAUCCCAACGAGGACGGCAAAUUUCGACCCUCCUCUGCUGUACGGAUGUUGAAUGGCCCAGCGCCGCCCUAUCAGCGAAUCAAUGCCUCCCAUCGAAAGCGUUCAGAAAAUAACUCAACACAUUCGACCCUCACUAUCAGCAAUAACUUCCUUACGGAGGAUGGAAGUGGCGAGGAUGGUGGUGGUGGUGGGGAGACGCUUAAAUUCGCUGAAGUUCAGGAUCUGGUGACUCUUGCUGGGGGGUUUGUGUGGUCGUCAGCUGCUUUCCAGUCUGGUUUGGUUAGAGCCACAAGUCAACAAUCGUCGCGAAAUCCUCAACAUUAA